This is a messenger RNA of Trichoderma citrinoviride, 537 nucleotides long. RefSeq lists its product as hypothetical. NCBI's taxonomy places the organism in Eukaryota, Fungi, Ascomycota, Sordariomycetes, Hypocreales, Hypocreaceae. The record is from RefSeq and is a predicted model, not a curated record. The coding region runs from base 1 to 537 and encodes 178 amino acids. The transcript has 5 exons.
AUGCGAGGGUGGAGGCGGAGGGCCUACAGGGGCUACAGGGGACUGCAGGGGGCUGGACGGGGCCCUACGGCGAGCGCUACAGGCGCAAAGGCGACGAGCUGCUGCCGCCACGAGCCCUAUGACUGGCUGCGGCGGCAAGGGCUUAGCACUGGGGCACCGCUAACGGGUCCCGACAGGGAACAUGAGGUGAACUCCAUGUGCGUGCUCUGCUUGGAGGUUUUGACGUGCCGAGAGCCAGUACAAAGGCGAACCAUCGUCAUGUGCUUCGCAGAGCAGAGCGGCCACGAACCAUUCUGCGGGUAUCCACGUGCUACCAAGGUGUCAAUCACAGUCAUCCUUUUCAUGAGGCUUCAACGACUGCCUAACUCAUCAGCUACGUGGACUCUGCAUGUGCCCAUUCGCACAGAGUACGACGGCAGCGAUAGCCGAGCCGCACACAAGUGGCUCGUCACCAAGUGCGAGCUGCCAGCCAAGCUGCCAAGAGACAACACCAAGAUGCAGCCCUUGCCCUUCCCGGUCGGUGACAAGGCAAGGUAA